Pimephales promelas (fathead minnow) is the source of this 1750-nucleotide messenger RNA. It is a transcript of the gene isy1, whose product is annotated as ISY1 spliceosome associated protein. The record is from RefSeq and is a predicted model, not a curated record. Gene Ontology annotation, biological process: generation of catalytic spliceosome for second transesterification step. Lineage: Eukaryota; Metazoa; Chordata; Actinopteri; Cypriniformes; Leuciscidae.
UUGUCCAGUGUAGCCAUAAGUCAUAUCCGUGCGACGAGCGCGCUCACCGUUGAGUUCACGGAGGAUUGAACAUCUGAACCACAAACAUGGCUCGAAACGCAGAAAAGGCCAUGACGGCUCUGGCCAGGUUUCGUCAGGCGCAGCUGGAAGAGGGAAAAGUGAAGGAGAGAAGACCUUUCCUGGCGUCGGAGUGUAAUGAGUUGCCCAAAGCCGAGAAGUGGAGGAGACAGAUCAUCAGUGAGAUUUCCAAGAAGGUUGCACAGAUUCAGAACGCCGGUCUGGGCGAGUUUAAGAUCCGCGACCUCAACGAUGAGAUCAACAAACUGCUGCGAGAGAAAGGCCACUGGGAAGUGCGGAUCAAGGAGCUCGGCGGACCGGACUACCGGAGAGUGGGGCCGAGGAUGCUGGAUCACGAGGGUAAAGAGGUUCCGGGAAACAGAGGGUACAAGUAUUUCGGCGCCGCUAAAGACUUGCCUGGAGUCCGAGAGCUGUUCGAGAGCGAGCCCGUUCCGCCGCCCAGGAAAACCCGUGCGGAGCUGAUGAAGGACAUCGACGCCGAGUAUUAUGGGUAUAGAGAUGAAGACGAUGGUGUGUUAGUCCCGCUGGAACAGGAGUAUGAGAAGCAAGUGAUCGCCGAGGCGGUGGAGAAGUGGAAGGCAGAGAGAGAGUCUCGACUGUCAGCAGGAGGAGUGAAGGACACAGAGGAGGAGGAGGAGGAACACAUCUACGCCGUCAGAGAUGAAGAGCAAUCCGACGACGAGGCGGGAGAGCCGAUGGAGGGAGAGGAUGCGCAGUCGUUCUUCGCUCAUGUCCCGGUUCCCUCGCAGAAGGAGAUCGAGGAAGCCCUGGUGAGGCGGAAGAAGAUGGAGCUUCUGCAGAAAUACGCCAGCGAGAGUCUGAUGGCCCAGAGUGAAGAAGCCAAGACCCUGCUGGGGUUAUAGUGGACCUGAUGAUGAUGAUGAUGAGUUCACUUCAGAACUAACAUCUCCGGAUAAUGUGCUCUCUCCACGUCAUCCAAGAUGAUCAUGUCUUUCUUUCUUCAGUGGAAAAGAAAUGAAGGUUUUUGAGGAAAUCACUCCAGGAUUUUUCUAUGUAUAGUGACUUCAAUGGGGUCCAACCGGUCAAGUCCAGAUGUGAGUUUCAGUGCAUAACGUAAUGUGUGUCGCAUCACAGCUAGUGCAAGACGAUCUAAAUAAGACUCUUAUUCCUCGGCUGGGAUCGUGUCGAGACUUUGAAGCUGCACUGAAGCUCACGUCUGGACCUUCGACCCAUUGGACCCCAUUGAAGUCACUAAAAUGAGAAACAUCCUGGAGCGUUUUUCCUCAAAAACCUUCAUUUCUUUCCCACUGAAGAAAGAAAGACAUGAACAUCUUGGAUGACGUGGAGAGAGUACAUUAUCAGGAAUUGUUUAAUCACACCUGCUUCACAUUAAACCGAUGUGUUCGAAGAACCUUAUCAAUGUGAAAUGUGCUUGACUUGACAUGGUCAGUAUGAAGCUUAUGAUCUGAAUCAUUUAGGAAUUUAAUUAUUAAUCUGUUAGUUUCAUCUGGACCAUACUUUAGACGCUGUCGUCGUUACACAGUAAUCAUGUCAAAGGGUGUUUUACUCCAGGGCUUUUCUUCCAACUUCUUCAUUCAUUCAUCAUCUGUUCAACAUGUUAAAGAACAAAAGUAAAAAGAUCUCUGUAAAUAUUUUGUAUACUGUUCACUUUGCCUACUUGGAGAAGUAAACUUUUUUUUUUUACUAUGAA